AUGUGGGAUUGUGUCCGUAAGUUCGGGUUGCAGUUCUGCGACCUGUCCACCAUGUUGGCUAAUAUCUCGCCCAUGCUCAGAGUCUUAACCCUCAACAUUGACAGCAGGCACAAGAAAAGUAUUCCGAUAAUAUCCUACAUCUUCACGAUUAUAACAGCAGCCUGCUACUUCUACGUGUACUUUGUAUCGAUGAUCUGGUUUGUGUUCUGGCGCUGCAGAGAGACAGGCGACAGGAUAGCUGCCAUGAUUGUCCUCUCACUCGGCAUCUCGAGUGAGAUGAGUACCUGCAAGCUCCUUAACAUGUUUCUCCAUAAGGAAACUAUAAAGAAAAUUGUCGACGAGUAUCUAAAGCACGACGCUACUAUUAUAAAAGGUAGUCGCUUUUCCAACAACUUACUUAAGAACCUGAAGACAGUGAAGAAACGCGCUAUGAUAUUCUGGUUAGUAAUAAUAGUCAACGGGGUCAUUUACGUUGCCAAGCCCAUCAUUCAACCCGGAAGGCAUAUCAUGGAAGAUAUCUUCAUAUUAUUGGGACUAGAACCAAUGUUUGAGUCUCCAAACUAUGAAAUUUCAUUCGCAAUGGCCACAAUGGGGGUAUUUUACACAUGUUACGUACCUGCUAAUGUUACGUCAUUCUUCAUAAUAAUCAUCGGUUACACAGAAGCCACUAUGUUAGCCCUCAGUGAAGAACUAUUACACCUCUGGGAGGAUGCUAAACAAUUCUAUGAAAAUAAUUUACCUAACAUAGAUGUGGAUACAGAUUUUACCUUAAAUGGCCACAUAGACUACCUCUUAAAUAAAGAUCAAAUUAUGAAUAAUUUCAUAAAACAACGCCUUCAAAAUAUUAUUAUGAUACACACAACAACUCUUACUGUAACUCGCCAAAUAGAGUUCGCGUUCCGAGACGCCUUAGCUGUGGAGUUCUCUUUACUUACUGCUAGCUUGAUAGCUGAACUGCUCGGAGGCUUGGAGAAUACUUAUAUUGAUGUACCGUACGCGUUAAUGCAAGUAGCUAUGGACUGUUUUGUAGGUCAACGGAUGAUGGACGCGUGCGAUGUGUUCGAGAAAGCAGUUUAUGAUUGCAAAUGGGAGAACUUCAACUCCGCAAAUAUGAAGACAGUAUUAAUGGUUCUGAAGAACUCUCAAAAGACCCUGGUCAUAUCUGCUGGUGGCGUCACAAUCCUCAGCUUUAGUUGCUUAAUGAACGUUAUUAAGUCUAUUUACUCAGCUUAUACAGCUUUAAGAUCCACAAUGGCCUAG
Messenger RNA from Diatraea saccharalis (sugarcane borer), 1260 nucleotides. Lineage: Eukaryota; Metazoa; Arthropoda; Insecta; Lepidoptera; Crambidae. The record is from the annotation of a GenBank genome assembly.